UAUAUAUAUAUUUAUUUGUUUAGUCAGCCAUGGGGAAAGAUGAGUGCAAAACAAUGCUGGACGCUUUGAACAAAGUGACUGCUUGCUACAGGCAUUUGGUCAUCGCUCUGGGAAGCACGUCGGAUUCGCAGAACCUGCGAGAGGAGCUGAAGAGGACCCGCAAAAAGGCCCAGGAGCUGGCCGUGGCCAACAGGACUAAACUGACUCUGCUCAAAGACAAAAGCAUCAGCAAAGACGACCGAGCCGAGUACGAGCGCCUAUGGGUGCUGUUCUCGAGCAGCAUGGAGCUCCUGGAGGUGGACAUGAAAAGGUCCCUGGAGAUAGGGCAGGAUUUCCCCCUCAAGGUGCCCACGAGACACCUCAUCCAGACGGGGAUGACCGGCAGCACCACCACCGUGGCGGCCCGGGCCAUGAGCGUGCAGAACAUGAAGUACGAGGCGGACAGCAACAUCGACACGGCGGACCUCCGGGACCUGCAGUGCGAGAUCUCCCAGGUGAGCCAGAUGAUGGAGGAGAUGGAGAUGAAGGUGCAGGUGGCGCCGUGGGCCGUCGAGGCGAAGCAGGAGGCAGGCGCGGAGCUCAAGUCCAACAUGAGUGUGGGAAAUUCCUCCGUGGGUGUCAUCUCCAUCUGCGAAGAGGACCCCAAAGAGGAGGACGGAGGAGGCAACAGGGAUGCUGGCUUUGCGUCGAUCUGCGCUGUGCUUGUGUUCUUUGUCAUCGUUACGGUCGCUGUGGUUCUCGGAUAUUUGGUCAUCAAUAUGUCCUGAGCUGUCUCCCCAAC
Cyclopterus lumpus (lumpfish) is the source of this 781-nucleotide messenger RNA. Its product is annotated as regulator of G-protein signaling 9-binding protein-like. The record is from RefSeq and is a predicted model, not a curated record. NCBI's taxonomy places the organism in Eukaryota, Metazoa, Chordata, Actinopteri, Perciformes, Cyclopteridae. Gene Ontology annotation, cellular component: photoreceptor outer segment; neuron projection. Gene Ontology annotation, biological process: detection of light stimulus involved in visual perception; G protein-coupled receptor signaling pathway.